UAUUUAGCGUAUGCCGUAGGUACUCUCUGCCUCUGUAGAGUAGAUGGCGCUGGUGUUUGUAACACUUUUCGUAAACCUUGACGUUGAUGUCGUGUGUGUCACGUGCCGAGGCGGAAGUGACGCCGUUUUGUUGUGUUUUGGGCACGCCACUUCUCUGACUGCCGGACCCAUGUGCGGGUCGCUGUCAGUGUCAGCCAAAUUUAACGUACUUGGGAUGCGGAACAUUAGUAACGUUUGAGCUCUUUAUGCGGCUGGCCUUUGUGCCUUUUACUACACCGCUUGAUUCUGGGAUCGUGAUUGCCUUGCAAUGCAAAUGUGUGGCAAUACAAGUCAAGUGAGACUUGAGUGUGUGAAAGUUUGAACCGGACUGAAGUCGUUAAGUAAUAUUGGUGCCGAAACUCGGGGAUUUCGAUUUGCUGGUUGCUCAUGUGACCAUGUCUGUUGAGGAGCUAAAAAGGGCUCGUGUCGCUGCUCGUGGAUGGCUGAAGAGAGCAGUAAUCAAGAUCGAUCAGGCUGUGGCCUCUGGCGCAGAUGAUGUUGAGCUCAACAGUAUUAUCAGUGAGUUCAAUCUGAGGCUUGGUAAUCUUGAUUCAGUGCAGCAGAAACUGGAGCUCUGUCUGGAUGAGUCUGAGUUGGAAGAAGACAUCUCGAGAGCAUCUGAGGUUCGUGAUGCUGCAUUGGAGUCACGCUUACGAGCUCUGAGGUUUGUUGACAAAAGGUCUGCUAAAUCUUCGAAGCCAGGUGAGACUGAUCCCCCUCUCUCUGUUGCAAGUCAGAACGUAAAGCUACCAACACUGCAGCUUCCCAAGUUUGGUGGGCAAGUUCUUGAGUGGGAGCCCUUCUGGGACCAGUUUGUGGCCAGUGUUGAUAUUUCUGAUUUGCCAGAGGUGUCCAAGCUUGUCUAUCUCAAGUCCCUGUUGUACGGUGAUGCUCGACAAGCUAUAGAUGGUUUGGCUGUGGUCAGUGAGAACUACAAAGUAGCCUGUGAUAUUCUGAAGGAACGAUUUGCAAGACCUGCUCAGAUUAUUUUUGCUCAUGUGGAAAAACUGCUGAAACUUGGUGUGCAUGACAGCAAAGACCUGAAAUCUGUUCAAGAUAGCUUGUUGCUGCAUAUCCGUAGCCUUGAGAGACUUGGUGUUGGUGGGGAGACGUACGGAGUGAUUCUAACCCCUCUGGUUUUGAGUCGCCUGCCUGACUCUUUCCGUUUGGAGUGGGCUCGGGGGAGUGCUGGCCGUGAGGGUGACUUAAACUUUCUCCUCGACUGUCUCAAGGCAGAGAUUGAGCGACUGGAGCGGUCUCGAGUCCUGGAGGGCAGCUCUGUCCCUCUGGAUCUGGAGCAGAGACUGCCGGCUGCUCAGAAGAGGAAUGGACGUCGGCCCCAGCCGGCGUUUCAGCGCCGUCCACCUGCUCCAAGAGGACCUGCUCCUGCCGCAGCCUCUGUGCUGCACUCUGCUGCUGUGCCGGGUGACCAACCCGCACCUGCUCUUCAAGAAGCUACAAGAGUCGUCUCUACCUCGUCUGGUUGUGGUUUCUGCAGAAAACCACACCCCACAGAUAAGUGUCCUAAGAACUCCUGCUUUGGCUGGGUCGUCUCUGGUGCAGUGACCGAUGCGCAGUGCAGCGCCAGCCUGGUCUCCUGUCGCCUCCUCUGUCUGGGCGACCUGAGGGACACAGAGACCAGCUGUACGAGUCUGACCUCUGGUUCGGCGGACCUGCAUGGCUAAGGGCGCCACGAGUCUCGCCCGUCGACUGCAGGUUGUUUGUGACAACCGAGGAGCUGGCCGAGUCGGACACGGGCGAACGGGAGACCGCCACUGGUGAGCCGGAGUGCUCUGGUGAGCGCUUGCCAGGUCAGUGUGACGUGAUUGGCGCGGAGUCGUCACCGGCGGUGGCUCUUACUCUGGAGUCUCGCCCCGACUCGCCUACUUGCGGGAAUGUGUUCACUGUUGAGCGAUGGAGCACGUUGACGAAGGCCGUACGGGUAGCGGCGUGGGCGAGGCGUUUUGUGUGGAACGCGCGCCACCCUGACAGCCGCAACCUGUCACCUGAACUUUCGUACCGAGAGCUGUGUGUGGGUAAAGCUGACCUGAUACGACAGGCACAGCGUACUAGUUAUCCGCAAGAGUGUUCCGCGCUGGAACAGGGUAGGACUGUGUCCAAGAGUUCGCCUUUGUACAGGUUGUCGGCCUACCUGGCCGAGGACGGUCUCAUUCGCAUGAAGGGUCGUCUUCAGCUGUCCGACCUGUCAGUUGAGGAGAAGAACCCAAUCAUACUUCCAAAGUGUCAUCUAUCUCUAUUGAUCAUUCGCUUUCAGCAUAGGCUGAUGAGUCACGCCGGUGUGGGCACCUUGUUGUCUGCUUUGCGGCGCACGUACUGGAUCGUGUCUGCCCGCCGCAUUGCCCGGUCCGUGAAGCGCGAGUGCGUGGCGUGUCAGCGACAGGACUCACAGCCGUGCUGUGAGCCGGCUGGUCAGCUUCCCCGUGUUCGAGUGACAGAGUCAUCUCCCUUCUCUGUAACUGGCAUCGAUUUCGCGGGUCCGCUGUUCUCUGUUGAUCAGCCUGGGAAAAAGUACUAUAUCUGCCUCUUCACAUGCGCGACCACACGAGCUGUCCAUUUGGAGAUGACAGAUUCUCUGUCGUUACCGGCUUUUAUUCUGGCCCUUCGACGGUUUGCGGCCAGACGUGGUUGGCCGGCCAUCAUCUUUUCUGACAAUGCUGCCUCCUUCAGAGCGUGUGCGGCUCGUCUGAAGGAAACGAUGGUGGACUCUGCUCCUGAGUGGAGAUUUAUUGUGCCCUCUGCUCCCUGGUACGGCGGCUGGUGGGAGCGGCUGGUUCGGUCCGUUAAGGUUGGAUUGCGCAAGGCUUUGGGUAAGCGGUGCCUAACUUUGACUGAACUUGAGACUGUUCUUCUGGAGAUAGAGUCGUGUAUAAACUCCCGACCUCUGACAUUUGUGAGUGAUGACGUCACCUGUGCCGAUCCGUUGACUCCCAAUCAUUUUCUGAUUGGCCGUGGCUCUGUGUUCAGUCCUGAUGUGAUUGAGGACCACGAGAACGUGUCUGUGAAGUCGCUCUACCAGCGUGAGUCUGUCCGCCGUGCUCGUCUGGAGCAGUUCUGGCAGGUGUGGAAGCGUGAGUAUGUGCGUAACCUCCCUGCUGCCGUUCCCCGAUUUAGUUCCCGAGGUGGUUUGCGGGUAGGAUCGGUGGUGAUGAUCCAAAAGGACAGCCAGCCCCGUCUGAGGUGGCCUUGGGGAGUGGUAGAGCGGGUGCAUCCGGGUAGGGACGGUGUUGUGAGAAGUGUGGAUGUGCGCACCGCUAAGGGCAGUUACACGUGUGCUAUUCAGCGUCUGCACAAUCUUGAGGUAGUCGAUGACAGCCCUGAUGGCGUCCCUCCGCCCUGUGGCGGUUCCCGUGCGCCUCCAUGCGGUGCCGGCGCGGCGUUUGAUGUGCCUGGUGGUGUCUGUGAUGGUGUUGAGGCUCCAUCUGUUGGUCCGGCUGGUGAGGACCCAAGUGCGAGGGAGCCCGAGGUUCGUACUCGAUCGGGUCGCGUGUCUCGGCGCCCGCGGAGAUAUUAGUUAAGUUAAUGGCUUGUGUUUGUUUGCGCCAUGCGGUGUAUUGUUUGAUAUUUGUUCGUACCAUGAUGUUGAGUGCUCUCUGUCGCUGAGAGGCUCUCAAGGUGGGGAGUGUUGGAUAUUUAGCGUAUGCCGUAGGUACUCUCUGCCUCUGUAGAGUAGAUGGCGCUGGUGUUUGUAACACUUUUCGUAAACCUUGACGUUGAUGUCGUGUGUGUCACGUGCCGAGGCGGAAGUGACGCCGUUUUGUUGUGUUUUGGGCACGCCACUUCUCUGACUGCCGGACCCAUGUGCGGGUCGCUGUCAGUGUCAGCCAAAUUUAACGUACUUGGGAUGCGGAACAUUAGUAACGUUUGAGCUCUUUAUGCGGCUGGCCUUUGUGCCUUUUACUACACCGCUUGAUUCUGGGAUCGUGAUUGCCUUGCAAUGCAAAUGUGUGGCAAUACAAGUCAAGUGAGA
This is a messenger RNA of Amphibalanus amphitrite, 4027 nucleotides long. RefSeq lists its product as uncharacterized. The record is from RefSeq and is a predicted model, not a curated record. The transcript is spliced from 3 exons. Gene Ontology annotation, biological process: DNA integration. Gene Ontology annotation, molecular function: nucleic acid binding. The coding region runs from base 2216 to 3571 and encodes 451 amino acids. Lineage: Eukaryota; Metazoa; Arthropoda; Thecostraca; Balanomorpha; Balanidae.